This is a messenger RNA of Pogona vitticeps (central bearded dragon), 861 nucleotides long. It is a transcript of the gene ERI2, whose product is annotated as ERI1 exoribonuclease family member 2. The record is from RefSeq and is a predicted model, not a curated record. Gene Ontology annotation, molecular function: zinc ion binding; 3'-5'-RNA exonuclease activity; nucleic acid binding. Lineage: Eukaryota; Metazoa; Chordata; Lepidosauria; Squamata; Agamidae.
ACUGUUUGAAACGGACAGCGAUAGGUGGAAGGGAAAGAUGGUCGCUUAGCUGGCCGGGUCACGUGGGGGUGGGGGAUCCGUAGCUAUGGCGACGAAGCGGUUGGCCAGACAGCUUGGCAUUAUUAGAAGACUUUCCAAGACAUCACUCAGUGACCAAAGUCGUGAUAGACCCAAACUACGGCAGUUAUUCAGCUACUUAAUUGUCAUUGACUUCGAAUCUACAUGCUGGAAUGAUAACAGGAAAUGUUACACUCAAGAAAUAAUUGAAUUUCCAGCAGUUUUAUUAAAUACCUCAAAUGGAGAGAUGGAAUCUGAAUUUCAUGCAUAUGUCCAGCCUCAGGAACAUCCAAUUCUGUCUGAGUUUUGCACUGAACUAACUGGCAUAACACAGAACCAAGUUGAUGAAGGAGUCCCUCUGCGGAUCUGUUUAUCUCAGUUUUCUAAGUGGAUUCAAAAGUUGCAAACGGAGAAGAACAUUAUUUUCAGCUCCAGUCAUUCAAGUGGUGCUGCUUCAGAAGGCCAAUUGUGUGCUUUUGUGACAUGGUCAGAUUGGGACCUGGGAGUUUGCUUGCACUAUGAAUGUAAACGAAAACAGUUACGAAAGCCUGCCAUUUUAAACUCUUGGAUUGACCUCCGGGCAACUUACAAGCUCUUUUAUUCUAGGAAGCCUCAAGGGUUAAAUAAUGCUCUGCAGGAUGUAGGGAUUGUAUUUGCAGGACGGGAGCAUUCUGGUAUGGAUGAUUCCCGGAAUACUGCUCGCCUUGCUUGGAGGAUGAUCCGUGAUGGGUGUGUGAUGAAAAUCACUAAAUCAUUGGAUAAGGUCAGUGGUUUUUCUCCUUCGCACAUCUAACUGAAGAAUGU